AUGUCAUCAGUUUUAAAGCAUGCCCGAAGCCUUUCGGGAGUAUCGCGGCUAAGAGCAGACCUGCUCAAUAGUCAUUUAUACAAGGCAACAUCCCGUCAAAACCCUAAGUUUCCCGUACAAUAUUCGCGCAAUUCACUGGCUGGCCUAAGCCUAGGCAGCUUCCGUUCUUUUCAGUCCACUGCGUUCCUCAACGUGCCCGAGUCACCUGCAAUCGACAAUCGACCCUCACAACUCGAUGAUUACUUCAAUAACAAAUGGUCAGCUCCCUCACUCGACGAACAACGGGCAAGAGUACCCCAAGAUCGGGCCAAUAGCUCAUCCGGAGAGAAAAACCUUGAAAACCCCACCAGCAUUAGGGUGAAGCCCAAGCCCGCCGAAUAUCUAUCUAAAGCUUUGCGGAACACUGGCCACGCCCUUGGAUAUUGUGGUCAACCAGCCGGGAUUGACCGGGCUCACUCCAAAUAUGCACCCCAAACAUCGAACGAGUUGAGGACAGUUGGUCGACCAAAAAAGCCGUCACUGCCGGUAAUUCUUGGGGAGUACAUACGAGAGGUAGACCCGUUGCUUUCGUCUGCGUCGGAUAAACUUUCGGAAAAGGAUUUGGAUAUCGCUCUGCAGAAAGUGUGCAGAAACACAAGUCAGGACUACUUAUCGUCGCGUGGCUACGAUGCCGCUGAUGUGGCUGCGUGGGCCUGGAUCAUGAAGAGCCCGAAUCCGCAUGAGGCAAUGGUACGGCUAUUCUUGUUAGAAACCGACAGAGCCAAGUCUGGCGCCACUACUCCAACCGUUCCACCUUUUAUUCCACUCUAUCUCUUGAGACAGCAAAACCUCGACGCUCACACGUUCCGUUUGCUCUUGAUCCACUCUUUACAUCUCAUGAGCGGACAUGCCUUCUCCAUCUCUGAAAUCCCUGCUGUUGCUGCCGAACAUGACCCUGAGCUAUCCCCCGAGGACUUCCGCCCUCAAAUCGAUUCUGGCACCUGCAUGAUUUUGGUAGUUCGCCUAAUUCGUCAUGCUCGGCGCGUGUGGCCUCAAUCGCUUCUUACUAUUGCACGUGCAUUCGCUCGCUUCCUCUCGGCUCCAAGGACAGAUGCUGCCGAAAGGUCAGUUUUGGCGACUCAGCAUGACGAUCGCGUCAAAACUGUCAAAUUCAAUGAUUGUCUUUGGUUACUUUCAAUACCAGCCAACAUUGCUCCUUACCGCUCAACGUCUAUCCAACAGCAAGCCCAAUUUGAGCUUCUUCGAGCCAUGGCUACACACAAGCCCGUCCUUCCCGUCACAAGGCAAGGAUAUCGAGCUGUCGUUGCAGUGCAACUGGCCCAUAAGAAAACCUUUGAAGAACGCCAGUCUGCUGAACUAAAAGCUCCGUCAUGGCCUCCAUGGAAGGAAGAGAAACUGGGUAUUGACUCCCAGCGCGGGAAUGAAGGAAUGUUCAGUCGUGCGAUGCAGGUACUUUCCCAAAUGAAAGAUGCUGGCUAUUCCCACCGUCUUUGGGAGGACAUAUCCUCGAUUUUGGCGGGCUGGGACACAGAUCGCAGCCCGACGGUGCAGACGAGAACUAUGAUGCGUCGCCCGCAAUCUCUACCGGACAGACAUGGAUCGAAGUCAAACCAUCAUGAAAUGUGGGUUGCUCGCAUUCGCUCUACGAGGACUGUCCGCGAGGCUUGGGCGUGUUUUCUUUCCUAUCAAGACCAUGGAUUGCCCCCGAAGGGUGCCAUCUACGCUGCCAUGGCCGAGAAGUUAAUAUACCGACGAAACGCCAUGGAACGUGAUUUUGACCAAAUGAGUCAUGUUCUGCCAGGCGAUAGCCGCGAAGUUCACCCCGAACCGGCUUCUGCUCGUGACAUCAUCUAUGUGCCUACAGAGCCACCUACUGUAGAUGAGUUCCUUGAUCAGAUGCACGCACAGGGGCUUCGGCCUUCUGGGAGAUUCCUCGGCCUACUACUUCAGUCGGCUACUUCUCUGCGUUCCGGGUUACAUUAUCUCCAAUGCAGUAGCCUUACAGGUGCUCAAAUCGAAGCGCUCUCUAUUGUGCGGACGAAGCCUCGCAAGUACCGCAAUUUGGACCUAGAAGCUUUUCAUGAAUUGCCGGACUUGGUAUUUGCAUCGUUCAUCAAAUUUCUAUGUGCACAUUCAGAUAUUACCAGUCUGGAUGAUGGGAAUCGAAGCAUCCUCACAGCGGAUCGUUUCCCGGCCUUGAUAGCUGCCGACUGCUCGACCAGUGCCAAAGUUGACCUUGUCGCAUAUUCUGAGGAACACACAGGAAGCAAACAUCACCCAAGGGCUUUAUGGCACGCAAUCCAAUUGACCAAAUUACGCCGUGCUCCUUACACCCCGACCUGGACCCACAUUCUAUCUGCCCUGACCCGCGAGCGCCUCACUGGGUAUUAUGGCUCCAGAAGCCGAAGCCUUCAGCGCAUACUGUCAUGGCACCAGGCCCUCAGAGCAUUGAGUUGGAUGCGGCAGCGUGAUGUCGAAAUUGGCGAGGAAGGGUUCCGCAUUUUAUGUGUGGCGUUUACAAAAGCCAUUGAUGCCGCUCUUAGACACCCUGGCACUGCCGAACAAAGCUUUAUGUUGAUUCAUAAGGCUCGUAUUCGUCGUGUCAAGGCUGGAAACGAAGGAGAUGACGAUGUUGAUGCUUUGAUGCAGCAUGCACUGCAUGUUUUGAAGCAUCAGUUUGAUCAUUUGGUUCUGCCAGCCUCCAAAACUUCGGUUCAUGCGGAGCGAAGUAUCUUUGCGGCAAAUCCUGCUUCGGACGCACAGCUCAAUGUUCCCUCGAUAUUGCAAAUACCAUCACCUGCUACGCUGCAUGCCUUUGUUCGGGCUAUGGGCUCCGCAGGAGAUGACGAAGGAUUAUUACAUCUGCUGCAGUGGAUGAGUCGGUCAGCUGACCUACUGAAAGAAGCUGCAGAGGAACAUGCAAAUGGAGACAAAAUGAUGCGUCGAACCCUUGUGGCGAUCAGGGUGUUUUUGGAAAGACGACAGCAACGGAUUGACACGCGGGUAGCAUCGGACCUGAUCGUGGAGGCAUACGACCUUAUCAGCCGGACAGGCUGGGACUGGCCGAGUGAUGCGGAGGUUACAGAAUAUUGUCAGUGA
Molecule: messenger RNA, 3099 nt
Organism: Penicillium griseofulvum
Lineage: Eukaryota; Fungi; Ascomycota; Eurotiomycetes; Eurotiales; Aspergillaceae
Exons: 2
Coding region: 1-3099 (1032 amino acids)
Source: RefSeq, a predicted model, not a curated record